This is a messenger RNA of Erigeron canadensis, 1377 nucleotides long. RefSeq lists its product as uncharacterized. The record is from RefSeq and is a predicted model, not a curated record. The transcript has 5 exons. Lineage: Eukaryota; Viridiplantae; Streptophyta; Magnoliopsida; Asterales; Asteraceae. Bases 1 to 1377 code for a protein of 458 amino acids.
AUGAAGGGGAAGGAGGGAGUUUUGUGGGAUGGGACCAAGCUUGGCAGGGCGUGGGUGAUAACUCCCAACGUGACUUUGGAUUUAAGGUACACUUUUGGUUUCAGACAUAAGGAGGAGACGAGUGGUGGACGGCAUGGCCAUGUCGAAGCUACACCGGCGCCAUCUAAAUGGCAUGAGGACGGCAUGGACACGAGUGGCAUUAAAGCCCGGGGAAGGAUGAGAGUUUUGAACCAGUUAGACGAAUCGUCUACGGGGAGUACUUUUGAGUUCUUUAACCAAGUGUACGCCGAGCUUGAAGAUACCGGUACCUCUACCGACACUCGUAGGUAUAUCGAUCGAGACCGGAAAGUAGCUCACGCGAUAUUAAUGCGUGACUACUUCGUUGAAGACUCAAAGUUUGACGAACCAUUUUUUCGUCAUCGUUUUCGCAUGAGCAAGAGGUUGUUUUUGAAGAUUAUUGGUGAUAUUGAAGCCAACUUUAGUUACUUUCAAGAGAGGUACAACGCACAGGGUAAACAAAGUUGCACCGCUCUUCAAAAGUGCACAUCGGCGAUCAAGCAACUGUCUACGGGUGAACCUUCAGACGCGUAUGACGAGUAUUUAUGUAUGGCUGCUAGAACGGAACGCAAGAGUAUGGAGUACUUUUGUGAUGCGGUCGUCAAUUUGUAUCAAAAGGAGUUCUUACGUAGGCCUACAUCUCAUGACUUGGCUCUCAUCACACAAGUUCAUGAAGAAAGACAUCACAUUCCAGGAAUGCUUGGUAGUCUUGAUUGUACACACAUCGAAUGGAGGAUGUGCCCUAAACACUUAAAGGGGCAAUACACGAAGGGUGAUCACAAGGGAUUUGACAUUCGUUUUUCGGUCCCGCUGGAUCGAACAACGAUGUCAAUGUUUUGCAGCAGUCGCCGUUGUUUCAAAACGAGUGUAAUGGAUCCGCGCCAGACAGUUCAUUUAGCGUGGGUUGGGUUUGUUAAAGCUUAUCCUCAUCCAGUGGAACAAGAUGAAAAGAAAUUUAAAAGACUACAAGAGGCUGCAAGAAAGGAUGUUGAGCGAGCGUUUGGUGUUCUCAAUGGAAAAUGGAAAAUCUUGGACCGUCCCCUCCGGCUAUGGACAAUGGAAAAAAUCAAAAAAGUCGUCGCUGCGUGUACUAUACUACACAACAUGAUCAUCAAAGACAACGGGCGGGCGAUAUCACCGGUUCAUAUUAUGGAUCCACCGGUGCCAAGAGUUUAUAACCCGGAAGCAAACCGGGAGAUAAUGGAAGAGAACGUGCAUCAUCGGUUCCGAUACGAUCUCACGGCGCAUGUAUCGGCUUUAGACUUAUCAUUCCUUGACGAUCCAGCGAUGCAGCAACCAUCAGUUGCGAGUUUGAUUUAG